This is a messenger RNA of Colletotrichum scovillei, 3579 nucleotides long. RefSeq lists its product as uncharacterized. The transcript has 4 exons. Gene Ontology annotation, biological process: protein phosphorylation. Gene Ontology annotation, molecular function: protein kinase activity; ATP binding. Lineage: Eukaryota; Fungi; Ascomycota; Sordariomycetes; Glomerellales; Glomerellaceae. Bases 970 to 2523 code for a protein of 517 amino acids. The record is from RefSeq and is a predicted model, not a curated record.
CCGGGCACCUCAGGUCUGUUCUGCUUUGGAUGUUUGUGUGGCAGAACGAACCUUUGUUUGAUCUGACACCACUUACUCUUCACCUCUCAGGUCGACUAGGUACCUACUGCAACUGCGUCUUGUUCUCCAAGCGCUCGAAACUGGUCCAUCAUUCUACUGCUUUACUUUCUCUUCCAUUCAUCCACUCAUCCAUCCCCUCCCCGUCAUCCUCUUCUUAACCAUCCUGACCCGCGACCCACGUUCCGCCCGUUUACCUAUCGAGAGCAACCUCAUUUACUUCUACGAGGCCCUCUCAUUUACUCCUAUCCAGCGACACGGAGCACGUUGCCUAUUUCUUGCUCGUCUACCCCUCCCCCCUCGCCAUUUCUCGGAGUCGCCUCCCUACCUUACCUUCCAACCCCACCUUGGCCGAAACGGGGACGCCAUCGAGAACAAUCACACCAAUAAAUUUCGAGUCGUCUACGCCCCUCUUCCUCCUUCUCCUUUCUUACACGCAGUCGUCGACUCCGGAUAUCGUCCAUCGCUUCUUCCGCCAAAGCGAUAUUAAACUCAACCUCUGCCCGCCGAGCAUCAACGAACCUUCGCAGCUCGCCUUUCCCCCCUCCUGUUUCCCGACGCAACCCCGAUUUCACGAUUCCUUUACAGUGACAGGCCAGUCUUUGGUAUUUGAUUACACGAGACCGUUGGUUCCUGGCAUCUGUCCUCGGCACAACCGAUUCGACCCAGGUCAACUCGUGUGCGAACGCUACCCAAUACGCGAAUCACAGUUCCCGACGAUCCGAGACGGCAAAUAGCUUAAAUCGCAGCGCAGGAGACCACACACACACACACACUGGAGGGUGUGGCUCUUUACAACAGCGUGAACAGGGCAUGAUAAUUACCUGUUCGUCGUUGUAACUGCUGGCGUUAUUCAGCUUUACUUUCCGUUUUCCGCAUUACGACUUUGUGACGGAGACCUGUUAGCCCAAAAUGGCUGACCCUUUCGCGCCUCGCUCUAUGAAGCGCAAGAACGUCAAAGGCCUGGCCUUGACACCUGCUGCGCCCAAGCCUCCACCGACCGCCGAGACCAGCAGUCACCGCGAUAAGGACGGCGGUGACCAGUCGGCACAGCUGGAGAUUGGCAUCGAGUACAAGCUGGAUCUGCGACCAGAGGACCUGGAAAUUCUGAAGGAGCUCGGCUCAGGAAAUGGAGGUACCGUCAGUAAAGUCAAACAUGUUCUUACCGGAACUGUCAUGGCACGAAAGGUCAUCCACGUGGAAGCAAAGAAAGAGAUGCGCAAGCGCAUUGUGCGUGAACUUCAGAUUAUGCACGGCUGCUCAUCCGAGUAUAUUGUCAACUUCUACGGAGCCUUCCUGAACGACCACAACGACGUCAUUAUGUGUAUGGAGUACAUGGACGUUGGUGCUUUGGAUCGGGUAUCCAAGGUCUUUGGGCCUGUUCGAGUGGAUGUCCUCGGAAAGAUUGCCGUGGCUACCUUGGGAGGCUUGACCUACCUCUACUCGAAGCAUCACAUCAUGCACAGAGACAUCAAGCCGUCCAAUAUUCUGGUGAACUCUAGGGGAAGCAUCAAGCUUUGCGAUUUUGGCGUGUCUGGAGAGCUCAUUAACUCUGUUGCUGAUACCUUUGUGGGAACUUCAACGUACAUGGCACCCGAGCGAAUCCAGGGCGAGAAGUACACAGUAAAGUCAGAUGUGUGGAGUUUCGGUCUGACCAUCAUGGAAAUGGCCAUUGGAAAGUUCCCUUUCAACGCAAGCGAGCAACUUUCGGACGGCGAGUGCGCACCCGCCGGCAUUCUGGACCUUUUGCAGCAAAUUGUCCACGAGCCUGCGCCCAGGCUACCCAAGAGCGAUGCCUUCCCUUCGAUUUUGGAAGACAUGAUUCAAAAGUGCCUGUCCAAGGUUCCUGACGAGCGGCCUACUCCUCAGGAGCUCUUUGACCGUGAUCCGUUCGUCCAAGCUGCCAAGAGAACACCAGUAGACCUGAGAGAGUGGGCAGUUGGUAUGAUGGAGAGGGACAAUCGCAAGUCUCACUUGGCGCCCCAGCUUUCUCCAGCAACACGCGAUCUGCUCAACUCCAAUGAUUCCCCAACAUAUCAUGGCGGUUCUGGAAACGAUCGAUCCCUGGACACCCCUACUUCAGGAGAAAUUCCUAUUGCCGGCGCUGGCAUUAUUUCUCCGAGAGAGCCCGCCAGUCACUCAAACCGCUCUCCCACUAGAAAUGGGCUCAACACAAUGAGCAGUAGACAGCCGGGUGGCCAUCCUGGGAUGGGACAGAGAAUUGUUACCACCAACUCGAUCCCCAAGGUUGGCGAGUAUCCGAACAGUGCUGGUCCGGUGAGCGCCAAUGCUGCGUCAUUUAGCCUGCCUGUUCGCCCGGCUCCUGGCGGACCUCUACCUCCGGCCCCUCCUCGAAAGGGCACACCUGAUGAUCCGAGAAGAGAGAACCGGAGACAAGCUACCUUUGGCAUGCCUCCGGCGCCCAGAAGCUACGCAAGCGACGUGUACAACGGCACCUCCAACUAGUCGCAGGAGGGCUUCGACUAUACACAUAGCAUUGGGCCUCAAUCCCACCAAGCUCACCAACUGCAUGAUAGAGCAUCAAAUCGCGCCAUUCCGCCACAACAGCCACAUCCAUCUUUCAGCCAAGGACCGAGAACUUGCAAUAUUUCUACCCAGAUGGCUUUUCAACCAGCAUCUGACGAACGGGUUCAACGUGCAAUCUCAUCAGCUCCGCUUUACUCGUCUCAGAAGAUGGACAUGCCCGAUAACAGAAGCUGCAGGACGCGUCGCGAUGACAAUGUCGCCGGCUUAGAAGACCCCUUCAUCUAGACGCGUAGAAAAGCUGGGUUGAAGCCUCAGAUCAAGUUCCAGCGGCGAAAUGUGUCGAUUCGAUCGUAGGGAAGCUUCUUACCCUCUUUUCAUCAGCAUCACUCGGCGCAUGUAUGGACAACAUUCUCCUGCAGACUUCGGGAAGUUUGGGGUUUCACGCACCAUGGGAAGGCACAUCAGUCAAGUCUUUAGAAAGCUUGUGCAGGGCAUUCAUCAUCGAUCGCGAUCGAGACAGGAGGGAUAUGUCGACACAAAAAGCCUCUCAUGUAGGGUACCAUGUAUCUAGCAAACUUGGAGGAUGGGUUCGACGGUGGCUGAUAUGCCAAUGAGACAGAGACGAAUGAUUGAGCAGUUCGUCCUGCUUGUCUUGACCAUGGUGUCUUAUACUCUCUUGAACUUUUUCUAAAUAGACAUCAAAGUGACAGUAGACAAGGUGCCAUCUAGUCCCUCCUCCUGUUUCUCUUUUACGUCGAUGAAACUGGCUCCCUGCUGCUAAAACCCUCUUCAAGGAUAGGAAUCAGCUCGUCUAAUCGGCGAAUCACCAAGUCAGUGUGCUCGUGGUCGACCAGAUGUACAUUAACAUCGUUGGCAAGGAGCACUGUCGCCGCGCCAGCUCUUCGCCCAGCCGUCAUGUCAUCGAUCGAGUCCCCAACCAUGAUCAGCUCACUACCAUCACCGACGGUUGUCUCCUUCGCGUCAGUCGAGGUGUUUGCUUCUUUGACGAGACCCCAGUUUCGCGCGAUAUGCAGA